Messenger RNA from Hyla sarda, 2223 nucleotides. RefSeq names its product centrosomal protein 70 (gene CEP70). Lineage: Eukaryota; Metazoa; Chordata; Amphibia; Anura; Hylidae. Bases 157 to 2037 code for a protein of 626 amino acids. Gene Ontology annotation, cellular component: centrosome. The record is from RefSeq and is a predicted model, not a curated record. The transcript has 19 exons. Gene Ontology annotation, molecular function: gamma-tubulin binding. Gene Ontology annotation, biological process: cilium assembly; regulation of microtubule cytoskeleton organization.
GGAAGCCGGGAGGGAACUCAUCAGAACUAAAGCGGCUGAAUUUAAACCGUCUGUAAAGUGGACCGCCCCUUCCCGGGACAUAGAACUGUCCAGUGUGAUCGGGCUGGAAGACACCAAGACUCAUAAACGGGGGUUCUGUUGCUCGGUGGAGGGGACAUGAGCCGCUCAGCAGACGGUGUUGAAGCUUCUUCUAUGACAGAGCUGUCAGAAUGGGAGAAUAUAAAUAAGAUUCUGAAACGUCAUGGCUGCUCUGCGGUGCCCGUGUCUCCAAGGGACGACCUUUCAGGGGGAGUGACCCUAGACUCGCAGGCAUCGCUGGCCCUCAGAACCGCCAUUAAAUCACUUGUGGAAGACACAGAGAGACGUCAGAACCUGAUCCACGGCCUCAUCCAGUCCAACAACCAACUCAAAGAUGACGUCCGUAUGCAGCAUGACAGAGCUGGGCACCAGCAGCAGAGAGCGGAUGAAUUGCAGCGCAUACUGGACAGCGUCAAAGCCAAAAUCCGGGAUCUGGAAGACGAGUUUAUCUGUAAGAUGCGUCAGCAGCAGAGCGAGGUGACUGGUUUACUGAAGGAGAAGGAAGUGGCACAUAAACAUUGUGAGAAGCACCAGGAGAAGCUGCGGGAGCAGGAGCGGAGCAUCGCACAGCUGAGGAAGCGUCUGUCCCAGGCGGCGGCUGCAGAGGAGAAGAGGCUGGAGAAUAGGAGGAAGAACUUCCGGCGUCUGAUGAAGCGGCAGCCACAGGAGAACAACUCUCUGGAUCAGCAGAUUCUCGAUCUCAUUGAUGGGUACGAGCGACGGGUGAAAAGGCUGCAGGAUGAGAUCAGGAAAUAUGAAUCCUCCAAGGAUCCGGUUCUGGAGAAGAGUCAUUCUGAAGGUUCACUGGACCUGGACACAACUCCAAAUUAUAAAGCCCUUAUCAAGUCUUAUCAGGAGCAGAUCCGAGAUGCCCGGAGGAAGGAAGAGCAGCUGGUGCUGGAGAACGGGCGUCUGCGGGAGGAGAUGGAGGCCCGACCUUCUGUCAGAGAAUUCAGAACCUACAAGCAGCAGAUGAAGAGAAUGGAGAAUAUUCUGAUCCAGAAUAACCUCAGGUACCGAAGUGGAACCCAAGUGAACAAGGAAGAGGCGGAGCCUCGCAGAUCGGAUAUCAUGGGGGCGGAGCUUCUGUCAGAUGGUGAAUGUCAGCGGCUCUUACAGAAUGUCUGCAGGGAGUUGGGCGCUCAGGAUCUGAAGAAUCUCCUUCCGGUCGCUGCAUCAAAAUUCAGAGAAGCAAAAACCUGUUAUAAGCUGCACAAGAUCCUGUCUGAUAUCAGUGCUGCGCUCCGUGGGCCCCGGGCCCCUCCACUGCUUUAUAAACACAGCUCCCGGCUCCAGGAGAACGGAGGGUCAGCAGCCACAGACGAGUCGGCCUUCCUGCAUCUGCUGCCGACCAUAGAACUGUGGGCCGGAGAGUUACUGUCGCUGCAGGCCCUGCAUCGGUCACUGACUAAGCUGAGGCAGAAGCUGCAGCCCGACCAGCAGGGGGACGGAACCGAGGAGGCGUCUGAGGGUGUCCGUGUGGAGGAGCUUCUGCUUCUGGUGGAUACAAUGAUGGAGGAUGCAGAGAAUCGGAGACAGGUGAGCUCCCCACACGUGCUGCAGGCGCUCGUCUCCCACUUCCAGAAGCUGUUCGACGUCCCGUCCGUGAGCGGCAUCUACCCGCGAAUGAACGAACUCUACAGCAAACUGGGCGAAAUGAACAACGCCAUGAAGAACCUGCGCUGCUUCCUGGGCCUGGAUGACACGGCCAGCGCAGGGACAGUGGUGAACGCCGUGGGGAGACUCAGCAAAGAGCAGGAGGAAGGAGGCGGCCAAGGCCUGCAGCGGAUCCUCGGCACGCUGGAUAUAGACAGCAUCAUAAACAAGGUCCAGGAGCAUGAGGAGUUCUUUCCAGCAUUUGAGGAGUUAAUAAAGGAUCUACUGGAUGUUCUAGAAAUCGAACACCUGGAAGAGAUUCUGCCCGAGGUUCAGAGGUUAAAAGAUCUGGAUGUACGAUGAUCACUGGUCCAACAUGUGACAACUAUACUGUCUGGGCAUGCUGGGAGUUGUAGUCUUGUAACAGCUGGAGAGCCACAGGCUGGCAUGGGAGCAGGGAGCUUCUAUAAUGUACAGCUAGCUCCCCCUGGUGGACGUACAUUAUGUGUCUAUCAGUGGUCUUCAAACUGUGGCCCUCCAGAUGUUGCA